CAGCGGUGGGCAGGGCGUUUACUGCACUCCACACUUUUGCUUUAUCUUGAAUACAAGAUCCUGUUCCAGUUUGUGACUCUCGUGGAACAAUUAUCCAUUAAAAUUAUCAGUCUAAGGUCACUUGUUUAGACAUUUGGAUAAGAAAUAAUUGUUCUUCCCGGCAUUUUCUAUAAUUUGUCCGAAAAUCUUCCUUCCCUGACACUUGGUCUUGGCACUGUAAGGCCUUCCCUUACUGCCUCUGCUGAAGCCAGUUCAACCAGCCUUAGUGAAAGAUUUGGUACAUCCAAAAUAUUAACACAAAUAGUGAAUGAAAUGAGCCUAGGAGUUUGACCGUCCCUUGAUCGGUGUUAAAGAUAAUGCCAACAAUAUAUUAUUAUAAAACAGUUUGAUGUACACAGCACUUGCGUCAAAAUGUCGCAUGUGACUGUGGUAGAGGUGAAUGAAUCUCUUAUUAAGAACUUUGUUGAGGAGGCUGCCUUAAGAUUAGGCGUCGAAGAUCUGAAGACAACAACUGAGCAUAAACAAGAAUGCAUAUUUUGCCAGCGGAGAUUCUCACGGGGUAACGUCACCCAAGACAGACUAUGCCAGUGCACAGUGUCUAAGACGAACCCAAAGUCCGAAGAUUUAUAUGCGAACUUCAAUGAAUUACAACAACGUGUCUAUGGAAUGACAACAGACACACCUUCAACCUUUCCGGCUGAAAGACGUGAUCUGCCAAACAUUCAUACAUCGAGGGGACUAGUUAGAAAAUGUAGCAUUAUCGACCAGAAUGUUGGGGUGACUGGGGCGGUGUUCAUGGUGUCUGACCCUGGCUGCCAACAGCAGCUGGAUACUUCCGACGAUGAGUCAGAUUCUUCACUCACCUCUUCUGUCUCGUCAUUAUCAGAGUCUGAUUCGGGCUUGAGCAACAUAAUUGAGGUAGAAGGGAGGCCUGCGUCCCACCAUGCCACCACCAUCGCUAUCGGUGAGAACAAACUACACAACCGGCUCCUGCUACACAUCCCUGGGGCGACUGAGGACGAUAAGAGUAGUGAGUCUCGGGAGCAUGGCACCGAGGGAGUCCUCCGGGAAGUUUCCUCAUUACAGACUAACGAGGUAAAAGUCACUGAUGACUCUACAGACACAACGAUGACUCUUGAGUGGCGAGUCAUUCCUCCCUCGUCACCCAUACUCCAACAACCUGCGCACCUUGAGCUAGAGGGCGAUCGAGGCUCCACACCUACUUCCUUCUCCAGCGCCUACACGGUGACGGAGCUGGAGAACGAGAGCACCAGCGAGGACUCUGAGGCUCCACGCCACAACUGGUUAGGCCAAGAUUCAGACGAAGAGCUGCAAGGGAAUCCAAGAAUUCCAAACCGUCACAACCCCGAAGGUGCCUUGCUGUCCAUCAGCGAAGAUAAUUCACUGCCCUGGGGAGACGACAAUCAGCACUUGUCGGAUACUAAUGAGAGUGACUCUGUCGGCAGAAUUACUUCCGCCCGUCACAUUGUCCUAGAUAUUACAGGAAAUACAAUCAAAUCUGUGUUGUCUAGAGCGGAAGGCGCUUCCCUAGGGUGCAAGCUCCGCGAGGAGCUAUAUCGGCUGCGUCAUACCUCAGACAGCAGCAGUUGCGGUGGUGAUAGUAUCGUUUAUAGCUACAUUCCCUGCCGUGAUCAACGGGAAAAGGAGGACGAAGAACUGUGGGUAGCCAACGAAGCUGCAGACCCCGAAGGUAGCCAGAUCUUCCAUGGAGUAGCACCUCCCCUCUUGCUUCCCCCGUGGGGCUGGGGCGACUCACUCGGAGGUGGGUCUGGCAAGCCAGAGCCAACAAAGCGCGGACCAGUCUGGGCUGAGCAGCUGCGGGCGCCGCACGUUUGUGUGACUGCUCCUUCGUGUGUGUCAUCGCUCAUGUGUACCCUGGCGCCUUCCCUCGCCGCCCCCGUUCCGGUGGGCACAGAAACCACUCAGCGCAAACACUACUCCACAAGACAGAGAGUAGUCGAACCUCAGAUAAUUACAGUCGUGGACGAGGAACCAAAGUACAAACAAAACUGGAACAAGCUCAACAAUGGUGACACAGAAACCCAGAGUGAAAACCUCCAAACGUCCGGCACGACCAACAUGCCCACCAAAAGAUUUUCCUUCCUCAUCAGGAGCAACAGCGUGAAAAAAGAGAGCGUCACCGAUCCCAACUCGGUGCCCGCAGUCCGACAGCCAGUGACCCCUAGUGACCAAGCCAUCCUCGACAAGCUGGCCACCCUCAACAUAGAGGCGCCAGAUAUUGUGUUCAAACCCAGGACACGGUGCUCACUCUUCGAACCUCCCUGUGUUCGAUGCGGAGAGCCCGUCUACCUUCAGGAGCGCACAGAGCCCACCCUUAGGCUCGUCUACCACAGUUCCUGCUUCAAGUGCCAUAGAUGUGGGGUUAGGCUCACGCUGAAGACGUUCUUUAGGAGCCCACUAGACUCUAAGGACAGCCGGGUGUUCUGUAAGAGUCACGUACCCUCGUUAGACCCAGGCCGGCUGGACCCAGGCCGACUGGACCCAGGCCGCCCCGACACAUCUUCAGGCAAGAGCUCCCCUGACGGCACCAGACCAGACACUCACAGCGACACCUGCAGGAUCAGCAGCAACAGUAGUCACACAAGAAAAAUGUCACUGCAAGAUAAGCUUGACAUUGUUAAGUGUGACACUAUCGGUCUUCGUUACUUCUGAUGUCUUCUGCCACUGGGGCCUCGUACACUGCAGCUCCAGAUUAAAAAAUGAAAGGCUGAAGACACCAACAGUGAUGAAGACAAGUGAAAGAAGAGUCCUAGAAGGAAACUUUGCUCUACCUUUUGUAUUUUGUGCUGUAAUUAUACAUAAAUACAUUCUAUUUAUCUUUAAUUGAAUUUUUUGCAAAAAUAUGGUUAGCUUUAAAGUUGUUAUACAAGUCCUAAUGCAUGAUUUAUUAACAUUCUAUUAAGUGCACAAUUUAAUUUUCUAUGGUAGGUAAAUGCUAUCCCAACAUGAAACAAGUAUGGCUUAGGUUUUGUUUUUAACAUGUUCACAAUUUCUAUAAUAUACAUAAUAUAUAUUUGAGUAAACCAAUAUACCGAAUAAUAAAUGGAGGAAAUUAUGCAAAAAGAAGAAUGGUAAUUGUUAGCAUAUUAUAACAAUUAUGGUGCUGUGGUAUAUAAAAUAGUUAAAUUCUUUGCCAAAAGCUGCCACCAGGUUUUCCACUUAUAACUAACUUCAUUAAAAUAUUAACUUAUUUAUACUCUACCACUUACCACUUUUAAACAUCAAACACACUAUCAAGCUAAAUCGACAUAAUAACAUUUUGGGCCCCAUGCAAAUUCCAAAUUUUAAAGUAAAUUUAAGGAAAAAACAAUUCUUCAUUGUAAUCUUAAGGAACCAAUUGAGGCUAACAUAAUAAAUUUCUCCAAUAUUUUCAGCUUUCCUAUCAGACUUACUAGAUGUAUUAAAAAGACUAAUAAUACCUUAAUAAGGUAUCUAUUUUGACUACAAAGUAUUAUUCGUUUUAUAGUACUCCUCAAUUCAUCAUUAGUUCUGUAUUUGCCUAUACAAGCGAGGCUCAGAUCUGACUUUGCAAUCAUUGGUUGCCAUUAACAAAUUACUCUAUGACCACAUCUAAAAAAUCCCUGUGCAAAACAUUUUAAUACUAUUUAAGGUGAAUAAAGUUUCCAAUUUCUAUUGCUCCAAGCUGGUUUUAAAUUUUAUAUAUUUGUUAAUGUUUAAGAGUUUUUAUAUUAUACUUGUGAAUUGCAUAUGAUAACACAAAUAAAAUGUAUCUUAUA
Molecule: messenger RNA, 3779 nt
Organism: Procambarus clarkii (red swamp crayfish)
Lineage: Eukaryota; Metazoa; Arthropoda; Malacostraca; Decapoda; Cambaridae
Source: RefSeq, a predicted model, not a curated record